This is a messenger RNA of Paramecium pentaurelia, 780 nucleotides long. The record is from the annotation of a GenBank genome assembly. Lineage: Eukaryota; Ciliophora; Oligohymenophorea; Peniculida; Parameciidae.
UAUGCAAAACCCUAUUUCCACAGGAAAUUAAGAUUAUAACAUGGUUAAGGCUGACAAUCAUCAUGAUUCUGAUGAAGAAUUAUAGGAGAAAUAGGAGAAAAGUUCAAAAUUAGUAAUUGAAGACGAAGAAGAAUUAAAAGAAGUUCACUAAAAUCAAUCAAAUAAUACUAAUAUGAAAUAAGAAGUCUAAUCAUAAAAAUAAGUUCAAAAGUAAUAAGAUAUGUAAUAAUCAACUAAUGAAUAAUAAAAAAAAGUUGUUGCUUAAGUUUAUCCGAAAUUCAUAAAUUUUGAUUAUUAGGACAUUAAUAUUAAAUUCAAACCUGAAUGGAAAGAUAAAAGGAAAAUGCCUGAACAAAAUAAAUUUGAAAAGAAAACUGUAAUAGAAAUUAAAGAGCCUAUUUUAUACACAAUGAAUAAAGAAAAAACAAAACAUGGAAGAUCAAUUUUUACAUCUUUAUUUUCUACAGAUUAUAGAUAUAUUUAUAUAACUGAUGGAUAUAUGUAUAUUUUACAAUUAAAGAAUGAUAAGAUGUUUGUAAAGAGUGUGAAUUCUUUAUAAAGGUUAUUUAAAAUAAUACUUAAAGGAGAUUAAAUUUAAUUAUGUUUCAUCAAUGCUAAUUUAGAUAAAACUAAACCACCUAAUGUAUAUAAAUUAUAAUUAUAUAAAAUUAGCUAAAAUCAUAUUAAUUCUUAAAAGGUAAAGAAUAAAAAGAGAAAUUAUUAAUGAGAGUGAGAGGAGAGAUUAAUAAAUUAGGGUAUGAUUUUGAUUUAAUGAAAUGA